AUGUUUCCCACCUUUACAGGAAACUCUCGACGCCCUCGGAACGUGAAUCUCAGCGGCCAGAAUCUCAACCCCUUCGCCGCCACAUCAUGGACUCCAUCCGCAGGAUCCGGCGCCUCCAAGACAGUUUCUAACGCACAGGCUGAACGAGCUCAGAGGCAACAAGAUCGUGAGAAACUGAAAGCGGCGGGCAAGAUACAGAAGACAUGGAGGGGCCAUCGUGCCAGGAGGCGACUUCGAGACUUCCGUCGAGAGGCAUUUGAUGCUCUUUACUCGUCAAGAUCCGACUUGGGUACACAGCAAAGACUAUCAACGGCUUUGCCACUGCUGUUGACAACCUUUCAGUCCACUCACACCGACGAUUUACAACGGCUCAUCCUGUUCUCCCGAGAGCUGAGUACGACUAGCUUUGAAUGUCUUGCCUCCGAUCGACUUCCUCCUUCUAGACUAGCACGGUUCGUCCGCAUACUGGUAGAAGCCUUGGAAAUUCAGAUUUCGAACAAUCUUCAUCCAGACGACACCCAACUCCUCCUCAUCCUCCUUACUCAGAUUGUCGGUACCGCACCCGAGUCGCUCUACAAAUCGUUCCGGCAAUACUAUACUGUCCUCGCAGAGAUAAGUAGUGCAUCUGGUGUUGAUGAUGCAGUUCUGGAGGUUGCUUCCAAAGCUGUCCUUGUUCCGCUAGGAGCCACUUCCGUGAACGGUAUACCUAAUGAGCCUCAGUCUUACAUGUGCCACUCUACUAAUAGCCAAGCAGAAACUUAUAGCUUGGCAGCAUAUGAGGCCUUUUCUCUGUCAUUCCUAGCACGGCGUGAUGUGCACCUCGUCGAAAAGCAUCCUCAAGUCUUCUCCCGCAGCCUCGACUCCACCUACCUCGCAUCGGCAAUUACAAAAGCGUACCGUGAGGGACACAUAAAUGGUGUUAGUCGAGAUAAUCAGAUUUGGCUUCUAGCACAUUUUAUUGGCCUAUACCAGGAGACUGGCGCCAAAUUGCAGGGACUAAUGCACUUGGAAGCGUUACACCUGCAACUCUCAAGCCUAUCCACAGAUAUUAGCUUAAGGCUAUCCGUAAAAUCACCAGAUUCUAUCUCAAACACGGAAUCAAGCGGCAUCGAGGAGCAACUGAUCCGGCCAUUACCUGUGUAUGUUCAUCAACGCCUUACAUCGUUGGUGGACAAAGACGGCAUCUCAAUUCUGCUGGCUGAACUGACUACUAAUUUUGGAUCUCAAUCUACUAAUGAAGAGUUCGAGACUGCAAGUCUGUUGUCAGGAUACAUACUUACUCUCCUCCGAUGCUUCCCUAACCACGGCGAUGAGAUUCGCAUGCGGCUAUUUUUAGGGGAUGUUUCUUCCAGCUCAGGCAGUUUACCUACCAUCAUUUUUCUCUGGCAGGCGAUGAGCCAGACUAGCAUUUACAGACAUAUUCUGCAGGACUCAACGGCUGUCAUAGGCUUGCUGCGAGACUAUCUUUCAAAGUCCAAGUCAGCAAACGCAUCGAAAGAACAGGAAUGGAGAUUAGUGUUACUGUUCCUCGAGUUAUACAUAUUCAUCCUCCGCUUGAGUGACGAUGAGGACUUCUUCAGCAGUAUCUUUCCUGGACUUCUGAAAAGUAGCGAACAACCAUCUCGUCUCCGAUCAUGUGGGCUUUCCCUCCGGGAGGUGGAAAAGCUCACAAUUGUUCUAAAGCAUCUGGCAUUUACAUUGCACUACAACGCUCAGGAUAUCCAGCAGGGCAUCCAGAACUCUGAGCCGAUAUCAAUGAGUCAGCUCGAGUCGUACUUCGGAACUAGCGCUACAAAGACGCUGAAGGACGCAAAGACGCACAACACGAAGGCCAGCUCGUCGGACACAAGGCUUGAUCUGAGCAGCCUGCGGAGUAUUGUCACUACAGCAUUGCGACUGCUGUACGAGCGAGACUCGAGGCGACCGUUCUUGCCUCCGGAUCACUGGCUGAUGACAUCUAAAUUUGAUAUGGAAGGCUUUGUCAGCGCUGUUGUCGCUGAACAAGAACGGCAACAGAAUGAGAUGUCUGAUUCGAGCGACGGCGAAGAUGAUGAUAUCGAUGAAGAUGCGAACAUCGGUGGCAGCUUUAUUCACACCAUAGCUGGACAACGAGUGUCACGACACGCUCAAAUUGAGAAACUUCGAGCUCAACAGCGAAAGGUACAGAGGGAUCGUCUUCUGGCCGUCAUUGGUCCGAAGUUGGAAAUACUGAGACACAUGCCCUUUGUCAUCCCUUUCGAUACCCGCGUUCAGAUAUUUCGUCAGUUUGUCUAUCUUGACAAGCACAAACGCAGGGAUGGCAUGGACCCUGACCAGUGGAGAAUGACAAUGCUGCAUAAUCCCCUAAGAUCCCCGGGUAGGGGCCCUGCGGGGCGUCAUCACGGCAAGAUCAGACGAGGCCAGGUGUUCCAGGAUGCCUUUGAGCAGUUCUACGAGCUAGGAGAAGGCCUCAAAGAACCAAUACAGAUCCAGUUUGUCGACCAGUUUGACACAGUUGAGGCAGGUAUCGAUGGAGGUGGAGUAACGAAAGAGUUUCUCACAAGUGUUACAACAGAAGCCUUUGGGCAGAUGGACGGCAUCUCACUAUUUACGGCCAAUAAUCAAGGCCUCCUAUACCCAAACCCGACAGCCAUGGACGAACUUAAAGAAGCUUUGAGACGAGCUGGCGUUCCCGAAUACACUGCAGAAUGGCAAGACCAAGUGCAGGACCUGCUCCGCCAGUUUGAGUUCCUCGGCCGCAUCGUGGGCAAAUGCAUGUACGAGGGCAUCCUCAUAGACAUUGCAUUUGCUGGGUUUUUCCUAUUGAAGUGGAUUUCUGGUCAAACAGGAGAAAACAGCUACCGUGGCAACGUCAACGAUCUGAGGGACCUUGAUGAAGAGCUCUAUCAGGGCAUGCUACGUUUGAAGAACUUCACGGGGGAUGUGGCGGAUCUGUCGCUCGAUUUUACCAUCACUGAUCAAAUCUCAUUACCGGGGGAGCCUGUGCGUACCGUUACGAGGAAUUUGAUUCCUAAUGGAGAGAAUGUCACCGUCACCAAUGACAACCGACUUCUUUACAUAUCCUAUGUAGCCCGCCAUCGUCUCGUUGCUCAGCCCGCUCAACAGACCGCCGCCUUCCUCCGUGGACUGCGCUCCAUCAUUGCACCCUCUUGGCUAUCGAUGUUUAACCAGAACGAGUUACAACGUCUUGUGGGCGGUGACAGCUCCGAGAUUGAUGUUGACGAUCUGCGUCGGAACACCAUUUACUCGGGGCUGUAUGAGGUCGGAGACGACGGCUUGGAGCACCCUACAGUACAGCUGUUCUGGAAAGUGAUGGCAGGAUUCUCUGACAGAGAGCGUCGAGACGUACUCAAGUACGUGACCAGUACACCACGGGCACCGCUUUUGGGCUUCUCGCAGUUGAGCCCGCGGUUUAGUAUCCGCGAUGGCGGCGAGGAUCAGGAGAGGCUGCCGAGCACGAGUACUUGCGUCAAUCUGCUCAAACUGCCGCGAUACAAGGAUGAGGAAACACUCAGGAAGAAACUGCUCUACGCUGUCUCUUCGGGAGCUGGGUUCGAUCUCAGUUAA
Messenger RNA from Colletotrichum truncatum, 3567 nucleotides. Lineage: Eukaryota; Fungi; Ascomycota; Sordariomycetes; Glomerellales; Glomerellaceae. The record is from RefSeq and is a predicted model, not a curated record.